UUACACUGACAUGUUAUUAUCCAGAGGUUCUUAAAUUGUCUCGCAUACAGUCGGUUGUUCACCCCAUUCUUUGUUGAGUCUCUGCAUUUCUUUGUAGAGCUUUGAAAAACGGCAUCUCUGUUUCACCCAGGCCAAACGCGCCUACGCAGGUAUUGGUGACGUUAAGACAAAUGGGUGAUACCCUUUUAAACCCUUGCAGCGCAAUUAGUCCGGCAAUUGGUGGGCUUCCUGUCCCUUGUAGUGGCGGUGUGAUCAAUCUUGAAGGGGUGUGUACCUUCAAUCCGUUCUUUCUUCUCUUCGCUGCAUCUGCUCAACUGUGCAUCUGCCCGCCGCGGUAUUACUUGGGCUUUGACUAUACCACGGCUCCAAAUAUUCAAGUUAACUGUAGAAGCAUAACAGGCUCACCCUGCCGGACUGAUCUGGAUUGUAAGUCGAGGACCAUGGACUGUUUGGGUAUAUCAUCGUUCAGCCAAGUCAACUUCGAUGGCAGCGGCCUUAUGUCUCCCAUCGCCCAAGACCUCGUGGACAUUCUUUUGCCGGUUGCAACUCUGCUAUGCGGCUUUAGUGAUUUAUACAGGACGUCUAGUAUACCCCUCUUUUCUUGUAAUGGGGUCUCCUCUGGUGUGAUAGGCCAAUGCCAGGAAGUCAAAACUACCCUCGUGCGUAUUCGGUCCGAAAACUUUCCCGACCGUACUUGGGGACUUGACCAAAACGGCGACGCCUUCAUCAAUCAGGGAUUCAGCGGCAAUAUUUUCUACGUUGUCCCAGGCUUAACCGGACAACCAGGUACAGUGUCCUUCAACUCCGUGGAGUACCCGUGCUCCUAUCUCCGUCACUUUAAUUUUGCGCUGAGACUUGAAAGCUCGCAGAACCCAGCGAAUCCCGAGAUUUACAACGAGGACGCCACUUUUUACCCUCGACCCAACCAGUUUAUCCCAGGGUUUACAGCUUACGAGUCGGUGAACUUUCCUGGCCAGUUUAUCCGCCAUCUUGGCUUCAGGCUGCUUUUGAAUACGAACGACGGCUCUCCGUUAUUCGCGAGAGAUGCCAGUUUCAGCAUUGAAAAUAUUGAUUUGCUGCAAAGUUGUAACAAUUAACUUCAAUCCACGUCGAUGGAGCAGAGACUUUUGAUACAUACUCGUACAUCGGAAUAAAGAGUUCAAGUUCUGCGUGAAGAGUAACUUCCGUGAUAUUUAUUCAUGGAAUAGACCAGGACCCCGUAACUCGAAAGCAUCGCGCAUUGCGACUGAG
Lingula anatina is the source of this 1251-nucleotide messenger RNA. RefSeq lists its product as uncharacterized. The record is from RefSeq and is a predicted model, not a curated record. Gene Ontology annotation, molecular function: alpha-L-arabinofuranosidase activity. Gene Ontology annotation, biological process: L-arabinose metabolic process. NCBI's taxonomy places the organism in Eukaryota, Metazoa, Brachiopoda, Lingulata, Lingulida, Lingulidae.